Anarrhichthys ocellatus (wolf-eel) is the source of this 1410-nucleotide messenger RNA. RefSeq names its product acylphosphatase 2, muscle type (gene acyp2). Gene Ontology annotation, molecular function: acylphosphatase activity. The coding region runs from base 4 to 414 and encodes 136 amino acids. NCBI's taxonomy places the organism in Eukaryota, Metazoa, Chordata, Actinopteri, Perciformes, Anarhichadidae. The record is from RefSeq and is a predicted model, not a curated record. The transcript is spliced from 4 exons.
ACCAUGUUGGUGCAGAGUGGUGCAGAGAGAGAGAGCAGCGGGAGUAUCCACCCGUUCUCUCAGAAUCUAUUACUCCUCUUCUGUUUUUGUUUUCCUCUCAGGAUGUCUGAAGGUGAAUCAGCAGGAACCAAACUGGUGUCGGUGGACUUUGAGAUCUCCGGUCACGUUCAGGGAGUUUGUUUCAGAAUGUACACAGAGAAGAAGGGUCUGCAGCUCGGUCUGGUCGGCUGGGUAAGGAACACCUACCAUGGGACGGUGGAGGGACAGGUCCAGGGUCCUGCUAACAUGGUGGCCGACAUGAAGGUGUGGUUGAGUAAAGAAGGAAGUCCAUCCAGUCGGAUCACCAAGGCCUCCUUCACCAACCAGAGAACCAUCGACAAGCUGGAGCUCUCCGGCUUCAAGACCCGCUUCUGAUCAACGAAUCAAACGUACCCCAGAGACCUUCCUUUCCCUCUCUAGAGAAAGACACUGAGAGCUGCUUCUCGCAUUCAGAGUUGUGCACUAGCUAACGGCAGUGAUUUGAGUUCAGAUUUGAUGUGAGUUCUGUGCAUGACGACUGUUGAAUGACAUGUUGGAGCUGGAGUUUGUUUGUAGAAGGACUCAGGUUUGAGUCCAGAACAGUGGAGAGUUUCAGGCGGAAAGUAAAAUUUGUCAAAUAAAUAAAUAUAUGGUAACAUUUUAUUUGAUAAAAGGAAAAACUUUGGUGUAAUGUAUACAAUACUCAAAAACACUGACUGUUUGAAGAAAGUUUUUACUGAAGAAGUUAAAGAUUACAGUAAUAUUUUUCUAAUAUUCUGAUGGCAUACAUUCAUGUUUGAUGCAGUUACAGUAAAUGAAGACAAGUAACGAUCUGAUGUAAAACACUGCACUUGAGUUUUAGAACAGAAUUUGCCUUUGUGUUAAAUUUUGUCAAGUUGCAAAGGAAAUCAUGAACAGUUAAGUUUAGUUAAGUUAAGUUACGGUGGAAAACAUACCUAGACAGUUAAGUAAGAUUAAGUUAAGUUACAAUGGAACAUGUUCGACCUAAACGGUUAAAUUGCAUCAAUUUAAGUUGGGUUAAGUUAACUAUUGAAACUCCUUCAACUUCAGGACCAAGUCAGAGUUAGAAGAAUGAAAUGAACAUCUAGACAUGCCCACCAUUCCAGAAGUGACACUUAGUCUUGACUUUAUUUUUAAAUGACAGUUUAGAUCAUUGUAAUGGUUUGAUGCUAGCAGAUCAGUGUGUAGUUCUUCAUCAGGUUUGUGAGCUGCAGGUUUGCCGGUUUCCAUUAAAUCUACCACUGUGUGUCUAUACAUAGUAUGUCACUGUAUGAUGUAAACAAACACAACCCAGCCAUGUUGUCAGGUGAGGCGAUUAGGUCUACCUGUCAACUGAUCCAAUUAAAUCAAAUCCAGAGAAUCCCUGAUCGG